Messenger RNA from Pocillopora verrucosa, 2329 nucleotides. The record is from RefSeq and is a predicted model, not a curated record. Lineage: Eukaryota; Metazoa; Cnidaria; Anthozoa; Scleractinia; Pocilloporidae.
GCCGGUGUCGGACUUCUGACCUGCUUAGGUAGUUGUAGGAUUCUCUCGUAGAGGAACUUUAAUUCGUUAUGGUUCAAGUUCAAAAGAAUGUCUGCUUGAUUGUUAUCGACGGCUGGGGCAUCUCUGAAAACAAAGAAGGAAAUGCCAUUGCUAAUGCUACGGUACCAGUCAUGGAUGCAUUUUGCACUGGACAAAACAAUGCUUACACCACCCUAGAUGCUUCUGGUUUGUCAGUUGGCUUACCUGCAGGACUUAUGGGUAACAGUGAAGUAGGACAUCUGAAUAUUGGAGCUGGAAGAGUUUUGUACCAGGAUAUUGUUAGAAUUAACAUGACCUCUGACAAUAAGGAGUUUUCAAAAAACAAAGUUUUUGCUGAAGCAGCAGAAAAAGCUAAGGCUUCUAAUGGAAGGUUUCAUUUAUUGGGUUUGGUCAGUGAUGGUGGUGUCCACGCCCACAUCAAUCAUUUAGAGUCAAUGAUUGAUGCAGCUAAGGAGCUUGGUGUUCCCAAGUGUUAUGUACAGUUUUUUGCUGAUGGAAGAGACACAUCUCCAACCAGUGGAGUGACAUAUGUGGAACAAGUCUUGAAGAAGCUGAAGGACAUCAAUUAUGGCUCACUAGCCACAGUUGUGGGCCGUUACUAUGCAAUGGACAGAGACAAGCGUUGGGAGAGAAUCCAGAUUGCUUAUGAAGCUUUGGUGCAAGGAAAGGGUGAAGAAACUACCCCAGAUAAAGUUAUUGAGGUUAUCAAAGGUCGCUAUGAAGCAGAAGGAGACAAGCGUGAAACAGAUGAAUUCCUGAAACCCAUUAUUGUGGACCCUGAAGGAAGAAUAAGAGAUGGAGAUGUCCUUUGUUUUAUUGACUUCCGUUCUGACAGGAUGAGGCAAAUCAAUGAAGCUUUUGGAAUAAAGCCACCUUUUGAAACAAAUGUUAUUCCUUCUAAUCUUCAUCAAAUUACCAUGACACAAUACAAAAAAGAAUUUCCCUUCCCAGUCAUGUUUCCUCCUUUUACUCCAAAGAAUGUCUUAGCAGAAUGGUUAUCUGUUCACAAUGUUCCUCAGUUUCACACUGCUGAAACUGAGAAAUAUGCACAUGUAACUUUCUUUUUCAAUGGUGGCGUGGAGAAACAGUUUGAGGGAGAAACUAGAUCAAUGGUUCCUUCACCAAAAGUGGCCACAUAUGAUUUGAAACCAGAGAUGAAUGCUGCUGGAGUUGGAGAAGAGGUGUGUAACGCUGUUAAAAGUGGCAAGUACCCAUUUGUAAUGUGCAACUUUGCUCCGCCUGACAUGGUUGGUCACACUGGCAAAUAUGAGCCUGCAAUCAAGGGUUGUGAGGCAACUGAUAAAGCGAUUGGUGAGAUUGCCAAAGCAUGUGAAGAGACAGGCUAUGUGUUGAUGAUAACGGCAGAUCACGGUAACGCAGAGCAGAUGAUGAGUGAGAAAGGUGGUCCUCAUACUGCGCACACUACAAACAGAGUUCCUUUUAUUAUGACUGGUGGACUUAAGUUUAAAGAAACUACCCACAAUGCUGCUUUGUGUGAUGUUGCUACCACUGUAUUAGAUGUGAUGGGUCUCCCUAUUCCAGCAGAGAUGGGUGGACAGUCGCUACUGGCUAAAUAGGGUGUGGCUUCCUUCAGUAAUCAUGGGUAGUCAUCUGCUUUGCAACUUUAUAGAAAACUUAAGAUGUGGAUUUCCUUAAAAUAACUGUUAGUAAUCACAGAAGUUUAUAUGUUUUAGUUUUUUUCUUGAUAGACAAAAAGUGUGAGAUGUGUUUUAAAAUGAUUAAUGAUAAGCACAGUGAAAUAUUCCUUCUUAUAAAGGGCAACUGAAUUCUUAACCCUUUAACUCCCAAGAUCUCAUAGGUAAGUCUCCUUACUGUCUGCCAUACAGUUCUUGUGAUGUUAGUCUGGAGAAUUUAGUAUUGUAUCAACUUAUAAUCCCCUAAUUGAUAUUUUUCUUUAUUCUCAUCACUUUCCUACUUGAUAUUGUAUUAAAAUUGUAAGGAGAAAUUCUGUCUUGGUCACUGGGAGUUAAAGGGUUGAAAAAAUAAAAAGGUAAGUGACAAGGCAAUAAAACAAUAAAGAUGAUCUUCAACUGGAAUCAUACUAUAAGGGCUGGGGUUGCAGAUAUUUAUUUUGAAUUUUAGCCAAUGAAGUCUUACUCCCAGCAAAUCAACAUGAAAUUAUAUAGGAAUGCUAUAAAAUUGCCUUUUAUCGAUAACUUAACUAUAUGUUAUAACUUAUUUUUCCCAAUUAAUUUUGCCAACUUAGUGGUAAUCAACUGAAUGAGUAUAAUUAAGGCCUGAGUAUUAUCAGAUUAAAAUGAGAAUGAAA